AUGGAUGCAGGCAAAAAACAUAUUCAACCAAAAAACAUAAUAGUAGCAAAUAAAUUAGAAACUAUUUAUCGUAUAGCCAGUCAAACCCGGCUAGAUUUGUUGGCUUGUUUAGUAAAAAAACAACCUGCUAAUUUACAAGAGUUGGCUCAGUUAUUACGCCGAGAUUAUGCUAAUGUUUGGCGAGAUUGCCAGGCUUUAAAUAGUUUACGAAUUAUUAAAUUAAAAAAAGCGGGCAGAGAGAUAAGACCAACGGCUUUGUAUGAAAAGAUUAUUAUUGAGUUUCCGAUGGUGGAUAUUAGUAAGGGGAGGAGUAGUGGUGUUGAUUUG
Messenger RNA from Racocetra persica, 327 nucleotides. NCBI's taxonomy places the organism in Eukaryota, Fungi, Glomeromycota, Glomeromycetes, Diversisporales, Gigasporaceae. The record is from the annotation of a GenBank genome assembly.